This is a messenger RNA of Eufriesea mexicana, 2325 nucleotides long. Its product is annotated as synaptic vesicle glycoprotein 2B. Bases 38 to 1690 code for a protein of 550 amino acids. Lineage: Eukaryota; Metazoa; Arthropoda; Insecta; Hymenoptera; Apidae. The transcript has 9 exons. Gene Ontology annotation, cellular component: membrane. The record is from RefSeq and is a predicted model, not a curated record. Gene Ontology annotation, biological process: transmembrane transport. Gene Ontology annotation, molecular function: transmembrane transporter activity.
CCAAGCCAGAUUCACCCAACUGCGCCGACAUCGUAGAAUGGUAGAAAGUGAACUUGAUUCAAAGCAUAAUCAUAAGUGUGAUGUAAAAGACGAGCGGCUAAACGGCUGUGGCUCUAAGGAUCUCGAACUUGCCCGUAUUGGAACAAAGGGCAAGACCCUAGAUCCAGAGAAAGGAUCCUUCGUUAAAGCAGAUUUUGAGAAGGCUAUUGAACUUACCGACUAUGGCAAAUUUCAUUACUUCCUCCUCACGGUAUGCGGUUUCGUCAGCACUAGCGAGGAGAUGGACGUAAUCUCCAUGUCCUUCAUCCUACCUAGUGCACAAUGUGACCUGAACCUCAAUACCCAAACCAAGGGAUGGCUCAACUCGAUCAUCUUCAUUGGCAUGAUGGCUGGCGCGUACGCCUGGGGCUCCGUUGCGGACGCUCUAGGUCGUCGAAAGGUUCUCAUCGCCAUCUCCUUCACAAAUGCCCUUUGCAUUGUCGCCUCCAGCUUUAGCCAGUCCUAUGAACUCUUCAUGUUCUUUCGUUUUCUCAAUGGCGCCGCUCUUGGAGGUAGCGGACCAGUCAUCUGGUCUUACUUCGCUGAAUUUCAACCGAAGGCGAAGCGAGGCUCGAUGCUGUCCUUCAUGGCUGCUUUCUGGACGCUUGGAAACCUCUUUGUUGCUGGUUUGGCAUGGUCGAUCAUCCCUAAUGACAUCGGUAUUGUAAGUUCAACGUUCACGUAUAAUUCUUGGCGAAUCUUCCUGCUGCUCUGCGCUGCUCCUUCGUUUAUCGUCGCGGGGCUGCUCCUGCUGCUCCCUGAAUCCCCCAAAUACCUCUUGUCCUGCGGAAGAUGUGAAGAAGCGCUCGAUAUCUUCCGUGGGAUUUAUGCCAUUAAUACUGGCAAACCGCGUGAUAGUUACACGGUAAAAGAAUUAAUUCUGGAUGAUAUCCAAGUACCGGAACCAACAAAGAAUAGCAUCGAAAAGAACAAAUGCAAAACAAUGCUCGCCGAUAUCGUAGACAAUAGUAAACAACUUUUCGUCUCACCGAUACUUCGUUUUACCAUGAUUUCGAUCAUCAUCAAUUUCACUUUUCAUAUCGGUUAUUAUGGUCUCAUGAUGUGGUUCCCUGAAUUGUUUAAUCGUUUUGACGAAUUCCAUCGUGAUCAUCCCGGAGAAAUCGCUUCGAUAUGUCAGGUGACUGAGUACGUGGUUCAAAAGGGUUCUCAAAAUGUUGAGAACCUUUGUUCGGAUAAAAUUGGCGCUUCCGUUUUUUUGGAAUCGUUGAUUACCGUAGCAUCCGCUAUACCUGCUAACAUCGUCGCUGUAUUAGGAAUGGAUCGUCUUGGUCGUAAAUUUUUUUUGGUGUUUAGUACACUUUCUUCGGGACUUUGUUCGAUCGGAUUGUACUUCGUAUACAAUAAGCACCACAAUCUCAUUGUUUCGGCUAUCUUUAGUGGUGUAAUAAGCUGCGGAAAUGCAGCCUUAGACUGUCUAAUAACCGAAGUUUUUCCAACACCCCUUCGUGCAACAGGCAUUGCUAUUUCCAUGGUCGCUGCGCGUCUCGGUGGAAUCAUUGGAAACAUCGUAAUAGCUCAACUUCUGGAUAUGUAUUGUCCAGCACCAACUUUUAUCGUUGCUGCACUUCUAAUCGGUGGAGGAUUAUUAUGCUUAUUUUUACCAAACACAACACGGGAACCACUUUCUUGACACUAAUGGAGAAUUACAUCAAAUCCAAUAAAUCGAUGUACAGUCAUACACCCAUCCGGAAAAUUGACAAACUUACUACGUCUCAAAAUAACACAUUGUACGUUCAUACAUUUGUUCACAUUUAAUGCAUAAAACAGUUCAUUAUAAGCAACGAAUGUCGUAACAAUUGAGUACCACAUUCCCAUUUUACAUAUCAAUCUCGAAUGACAAUAAAUAAAGUAGUAUUAACAAUUAGAAUUCGUAGUAGAUAGUAGAGAAUAUUUUCGAGAAUAAAUGAAAUGUGAAUGUGAAUUCGCACAGCAUUUUCUUUAUAAGAAAACACAAAGAUGUCACAUAAUUUCCAUAUAUGUUCAAAUACUAGAUAUUCUAUAGAAUAUCGUGAUCCUUAAACCGUGUGUGAAUUUUGUGUACUCGCACUAAACGCAAGAUGUAGAUACAGCAUUUACACUGACAAUUCAUUCCCCGGUAUUUGUAACAUUUUUGCUAUGUACUUUUGUACCUUUUGUCAUUGGUUCAUAUUCUAAACGCAGCCAUCAUAUUUAUAAGAUUAGCAGUUACAAGAUGUUUAAAACAAAACAACAAUGUAACAAUGAAAGAAAGUAAAAAAACUUAAUCAAGUUUGUUAUUUUACAAAG